Molecule: messenger RNA, 2693 nt
Organism: Tuber aestivum (summer truffle)
Lineage: Eukaryota; Fungi; Ascomycota; Pezizomycetes; Pezizales; Tuberaceae
Source: the annotation of a GenBank genome assembly
AUGAGGAUUACUUUGAACACAGUUUUGCACAGUGGAGGUGUGACUUCAUUUCUGUCCUUAGAAUAGAUGGCAACUAUAGAGGAGGUCAUACCGGAAAACUACACCCUACCCAUAUAGAAAAUCAUCUUUUGUUCUGUUGAUUUUUGCUUCUUCCUAUCUUCAAAGUUACACUGCAUAUCAUUUGAUCACUUCUGCAUUCCUUUAAGCCUCAGGUUAUCAGAGGAGUUACUCAAAGGGAAAUACGGGGGGGGCUCUACUCGGUCGGGCACACCAUCCGAUAUAGGGAGGCUCAGCAGAAGCACCAACAACGGUGCUCGAGUACAGAUGGUAUCACAUGUGCCUCUAUGCCCCAGACUGCCCGAGGGGCUUGUGUUCCAGUCUUCCCUAAACUAGUGUCCCGGGCGCACGUGCUCGGGCGGGGGCUGCUCCCUGUCGACUUGAAAAACUACGACUUCUCUUGUUUGGUCAACAGCCAACAUUCCUCCUCUAACGAUAUCGACUCUUAGCCUUCCCCUUUUUUCCAUCCAUCGUUCUUCCAUCGGUAUCUUAAUCUUGGAAACUAUUGACUGAAUCUCUUCUCAUAAUGGCUUCGACGGCUCCCAGCGGUACGCCAAGCUCCAAGGAGAAGAAAUACGACCGUCAGUUAAGGCUUUGGGGUGCGAAUGGCCAAAACCGCCUUGAAGGAGCACAUAUUGCCCUUUUCGGAGCUACAGCUACAGGCUGUGAGGUUCUUAAGAAUCUUAUUCUCCCAGGUGAGACAUCCGAUUGACCGUGAGAGAAUCGUGUCCAUCCCAAAACUUGUUAACACGGCACCUCCUAGGCAUUGGUCGCUUUACCGUAAUCGACGAUAAACUGGUUGAGGAAGCGGACCUGGGUGUCAAUUUCUUCCUUCAUCAGGAUAACCUUGGGCAGCCGCGAGCAGAAAGCGCUGCAGCCUUAUUAGGGGAACUCAAUCCAGACGUUGCGGGUGGAUUUAGAAUUGAUGUGGGCAACAAACCCCCAUGAAUUGUACAAGUUGAUACUCAUAAUAUGGUAGAGCUUGGAAAAUGUUCUCUCCAAUACCCCAGGACUCCUGGAUCCCGGCACAACCGAAUUCACACACCUACUUUUGGUGUCGCCAGUUCCAACCCCCCUACUUUUUCGGCUGCCUGCCGAUAUCCCUACGUUCUUUGUUCAUUCACUUGGCUUCACCGCUAGUCUUCGCAUUUACACUCCUACCCACACCAUUAUCGAAACACAUCCUGAUUCCUUAGUUGAUCUUCGCUUGUUCAACCCUUGGCCAGAGCUUUCAGAAUUGGCAUCGGAGAAGACAAGGGCCCUCGAUGUGCCAGAAUUAGAAGAUGGAAUGAGUGAUCAUCAACAUGGACAUGUUCCAUACGUGCUAUUAUUAUUAAAAUAUCUGGAAGAUUGGAAGCAGUCGCAUGAGGGCCAUCCUCCCGGAAGUCAUUCUGAGAAAACCCUUUUUAAAUCAAUGGUCAUGGAUAGAAUGAGAACAAAUGUUCCAGGUGGGAGCGAGGAGAAUUAUGUAGAAGCUGCCCGCGCUGUCAUGGGGGACCUGCGAACCGCAGAAGUCUCAAUCGGAACAAAGGAAGUCUUGAAUGACCCCAAAUGCCAGGACAUCACAUCGCGGGUACGUUUUUGGAGCAUUUAAGCCGUGGGUUACUGCUUACUUCGUGGUAGACGGAUGAGUUCUGGGUCAUUGCUCGAGCCGUGAAGGAUUUCGCAGACUCAAACAAUGGGUUGUUGCCACUAUCUGGGGCGAUGUCCGAUAUGAAAGCCGAGAGCCACGGAUACAUAGCUUUGCAGAACAUGUGGGUUACUAACCCCUAGAAUUUGUCCUAGUGUGCUGAAAAUUGGUUCCGCAGAUAUCGCGAGAAAGCGCACUCUGAUGCUACCGUCGUCGAAGGCAUUGUUCGGGGCCACAUGAACCGAGUGCAACACCCAGAACGAAACCAGAUAGACCGCGAUGCAAUUCGGCUGUUCUGUCGACAUGCAAACUUCUUGCGGCGGUUGAAAUACUGUUCUAUUGCUGAUGAAUUUUCUAAUUCUAAUGAUGAGCAUAAAAAAGCAGUUCUGGCUGCGUUAGGAGGUUGGGACGCGGAAGGUUCAUUAAUUCACGACUACAUCGCACUUAGGGCUUAUCAAGAAUUCUAUACUAGUCAUGGUCGGGCUCCUGGGGAUACUACAAGUGGUCAGGGGGGUUAUGAGGACGAGUAUAGGGGAAUCAAGCGAAUCAUUAGUCAGUACCUCCAAGAUGUUGGCUACACUAAGAGUGUGCCCGAGAGAUGUGAAAAGGUUGCUAAGGAGAUUAUACGAGCGGGGGGUGGGGAGCUGCAUGUUACUGCAUCAAUCGCAGGUGGUAUCGUUGCCCAAGAGGUCAUUAAGGUAUGUCACCACGGGCUAAGGCUGGUGCCACACUCUAGCUAAUUCCGACGGGAAAGAUUAUCACGCAGCAAUAUGUUCCGAUCAACAAUACUGUCAUAUUUGAUGGUAUUGCGAGCAGAACACAAACAUUCGAGUUGUAAUUUGGGGCAUUGCAUAGGUGGCACUGGAAGGUUGGGUAUAGUGUUUCGACGUAUCAGUGGUAUCCCGCUUCCUAUAGCAGGGCGUGCGUCGGACUUGUUCAUUAUGUAUAGCUCACCUUCCCCGCGCUUAAUAUUUUUCUCUAGACUCAACGAUAGAGGUUGGGAGGU